Molecule: messenger RNA, 969 nt
Organism: Aureobasidium musti
Lineage: Eukaryota; Fungi; Ascomycota; Dothideomycetes; Dothideales; Saccotheciaceae
Source: the annotation of a GenBank genome assembly
AUGCUCUCUCCUUUUGCGCCUCCCUCGCCAUUUGAGCCGCCGUCUCUGCUCUACCUCUUCCUGCUCUCCCCACCAAAGUUCCUUCUCAGGACACUACACCGCUUAAUCUCCAUUUUCCGUUCGUCACCGUCAAUACCACAGAAUCUACUGCCCAUAAGGGUUGUCUGCCUCUCAGACACACAUUGCCAACUACCAGCCUCGGUCCCAGAUGGCGAUCUCUUGAUCCACGCCGGCGAUCUCACACAAGCCGGCACACCCAAAGAACUCCAGGCUCAACUAGACUGGCUGAACUCUCUACCUCACACGCACAAAGUUGUGAUAGCAGGCAACCAUGACACCUACCUCGACCCCAGAUCACGCAGGACUCUGCCUGCCGAAGAUAUCGACAACGCAACUCUGGAUUGGGGAAAUCUACACUAUCUCCAGCACUCAAGCACAACUCUAACAUUCCCAACUCAUCGAAACCGAAAGCUAAAGGUUUAUGGCGCGCCUCAGAUCCCAGCUUGUGGAGGUGAGGAGUUUGCGUUUCAGUAUCCUAGAGGCCAGGAUGCGUGGGGUGAUACUGUGCCGUCUGGUGUUGAUGUGUUGGUUACGCAUACGCCGCCGAAACAUCAUAUGGAUCUGUAUGGCUUGGGGUGUGAGUUUUUGCUAGCUGAGCUGUGGCGAGUCAAGCCACGCUUGAAUGUGUUUGGGCAUGUGCAUGCUGGAAGAGGCAAGGAGGUCGUGUAUUGGGAUGAUGCACAGAAGGCUUUUGAGGAUGGGUGUAGUAGGCCGGAUGGGCUGAUCAGGGGUAUGGCGGAUCUUUGGCUGUGGAUGGAUGUGGUCAAGGUCGUUUGGCAUGGUGCGUCGAAUGUUGUUUGGGACAGGAUCUGGGGUGGUGAGGGUAGGGCUACGAGGACGAUCAAUGCCAGUGCCAUGUAUAUCAAUACUGGCCAGCUGAAGAACAUGCCGCAGGUGGUCGAGAUUUGA